AGGUAGAUGAACAAAUCUUAGUGACCGGCCCAUUCGUUAUCUAUCUUCUUCCUACCACCCACCAAACUCACUUCUCGUCUACACGUGUUCGUCCAUCCACUCCACUGCCCUCCCCUAAAACCCAUUCACGCCUCCAUUGCUUUUCCUUCAUUCCGCAGUCGGACUCAAAUCCAAAUCCAAUCCGGGCCGGAUCCCCUCCGCCCCAUCUCACACGCCACAUUUCUCCAUUUCCAUCUACCCUGAUCUCCACGGCAAUUCAUCAACAACGCUGUCAGUCAGUCAGUCGAAUUGUUUGUUUGGUUGUUUCCUUCUUUGCUCUGUUCUGUUAUCUAUCUACUUCCCUCGUCCGCUUCGCCCCUAGGGCUCUGUAAUUGCAAUUGAGAGAAAGAGAGGGUUGUGAAAGUUAAUUACAGCUUGUUUGAAAGAGAGAUGAAGGCGACGAAGCGGCCGAUCCACGCCGUGUCGACAUGGGUGCGGAGGCAACCGCCAAAGAUCAAGGCUUUCCUGGCUGUAAUCUCCGCCAUGACCGCGCUCGUGUUCCUCCGGAUGAUCGUUAACGAUCACGACAAUCUCUUCGUUGCCUCCGAGGCUGUUCACGCCAUUGGGAUCUCCGUCCUUAUCUAUAAACUCACCAAAGAGAAGACUUGUGCUGGGCUAUCAUUGAAGUCUCAGGAGUUGACGGCUCUGUUUUUAGCUGUUAGACUCUACUGCAGCUUUGUUAUGGAGUAUGAUAUACACACGUUACUUGAUUCAGCUACACUGUUGACUACUUUGUGGGUAAUUUACAUGAUUCGCUUCAACUUGAAGUCCAGUUACAUGGAGGAAAAGGACAACUUCACUAUAUACUUUGUGCAGGUGAUUCCAUGCGCUGUGCUGUCUUUGGUCAUUCAUCCGACCACUCAACACCUUUUCUUCAACAGGAUUUGUUGGGCUUUCUGUGUCUACCUUGAAGCUGUUUCUGUAUUGCCUCAACUCAGGGUGAUGCAGAACACCAAGAUUGUCGAGCCAUUCACAGCACAUUAUGUAUUCGCACUUGGAGUUGCACGUUUUCUGAGCUGUGCACACUGGGUCCUCCAGGUACUGGAUACUCGAGGCCGUCUACUGACAGCACUGGGCUAUGGGUUGUGGCCUUCUAUGGUCCUACUUUCCGAGAUAGUGCAAACCUUCAUCCUAGCAGAUUUCUGCUACUACUACGUCAAGAGUCUGGUGGGAGGGCAACUAGUUCUCCGUCUCCCGUCAGGAGUGGUGUAAGAGGGCAUCCUUUUACGAGCAUCGUCAGUUUGCGUAGGGGGUGUGAUGGGUAGCUGCUUGAUUUGGCUUUCUCUAAGAGCUGUUUCCAUGGCGGGUUUGGUUAGUUUGCUUUGGUGCUUUGUUGACGCGCGUCCACAUCGUCAGUAGGGUUUGGUCUAGUGAGGAAGACUGUAAAGUUCGAGUAGCAGUUCUCUUUGCUGUUUGGAUAUGCAUGUUUUCUGGCUAAUAAUCUUAGUAGUAGUAGAUUUUACCUUCCACCACCAUGUAUAUGUUUCAAUCUUUGGUAGUCGUAGUCGUAGGUGGUUUUGGGCGUUUGCAUGCUCUGGUCCCAUCAUCCAAGUGAGUGUGAAGUCUCUCACCAAGAGCAGAAUUUGGGCUAUGGGCUCUAUGUUUGGGCCUUCCAUGUCGAAGCUCAUUUCUCCCUUUCCUUCCCCUUGCAGUCCAGUCCAUUCCCUUUUUAUGCAAAGAAAGGUUCAACUGCUUAGUGCUUGGGAUGUGGGCAACUAUACUGGUUAAUUGCACUGGAUGUCACCUAAAUCCACUAUUUCUUGCACGGUAACCAUUUAAGUGUGUUUUGUUGUAGCUAACCACUUACGUCGAAUAAAUGUAGAAGC
Molecule: messenger RNA, 1865 nt
Organism: Linum tenue
Lineage: Eukaryota; Viridiplantae; Streptophyta; Magnoliopsida; Malpighiales; Linaceae
Source: the annotation of a GenBank genome assembly